This is a messenger RNA of Cynoglossus semilaevis (tongue sole), 4045 nucleotides long. RefSeq names its product transmembrane channel-like 1 (gene tmc1). The coding region runs from base 91 to 2841 and encodes 916 amino acids. The transcript has 18 exons. Gene Ontology annotation, cellular component: plasma membrane. NCBI's taxonomy places the organism in Eukaryota, Metazoa, Chordata, Actinopteri, Pleuronectiformes, Cynoglossidae. Gene Ontology annotation, biological process: detection of mechanical stimulus involved in sensory perception of sound; vestibular reflex. The record is from RefSeq and is a predicted model, not a curated record. Gene Ontology annotation, molecular function: mechanosensitive monoatomic ion channel activity.
GACACACAGAGGCGCUGGCUCUUAUCAUUUGUCGUCGGAUGUUGCAGGAGAAACAGAAGCAGAGCUCAGAAGAAGAAAACGAAGAAGAAAAUGCCUCGAGACUCACUCAUUCCCUUCGACAACAUCAGUAACGAAGAUGAGUUGACCUCACCUCAUAGGGGACGUGAAAGAAGUCAAAGGGGGGAAAAAAGGGAUGGAGUUUAUGAAAAAAAGAAAAAGAAGAAGGUAACUAGUAGGAGGAGAGAAAGAUCAGGAGUUGAUGAAGGAGGAGUGCAGUUGGAACAUGAGAGAAGGGACAAAGAAAAGAGGAAAAGAAAAAGGAACACUGUACAAGCUAGAGGUGAAGGAGAAGAGAAUCACAAAGAAAGAGAAGACGAAAGGAAAAGUAGAAAGACUGCAAAACUAGGAAAGAGUCUCAGGAAUGAAAAUAGUCAAAAAAUCCAGAAAGAAGGGGAAGAGGAGGGGGAGGAGAAUCAGGAGGAAGAAACUGAGAAGAAACCCAAGAGGAAAAAGAAACAUGGACAUUCCAAAAAGGAAGAAGCAGAGGAUGAAGGGAAAUAUGAACUGAAGGAGGAAACACAGGAGGUGGAAAAGAAAAACACCAAGACAGUAGCUGAGACUGGCUUAGAGCAGGAGUCCAGUGAGGACACUGAAGAAGUCCAUGAGGAGGACAAGGUGGACCAGGAGGAUCAUGAGAACCAGGUGAGGCCAUGCUCUCUUUCUCCAGAGGAACUGGAGAAGUUGAAGGAGGCAGUGGAAGAGAGGAAGAAGCUGAUCCAGAGUCUGAGAGGGAAACCCUGGUCUAUGAAGAAAAAGCUUCUGACUUUACGGGAGUCUCAGGAGUUUGUGGAAAAGUAUGAAGGAGCUCUGGGGAAAGCAAAAGGCAGGAAGCUCUAUGCCUACAAAGUCAUUAUGACCAAGAAAUGGAUGAAGUUCCAACGAGACUUUGAAAACUUCAAAACUGCUUGUAUUCCAUGGGAAAUGAAAAUAAAGGAAAUUGAAAGUCACUUUGGCUCUUCUGUGGCCUCGUACUUCAUCUUCCUGAGGUGGAUGUAUGGUAUCAACAUGAUUCUCUUUGGUCUGACCUUUGGUCUGGUCAUGGUACCAGAGGCAUUGAUGGGAAAGCCAUAUGGCAGCAUUCCAAGAAAGACUGUCCCUAGGUCUGAGGAAGCCAGUGCCAUGAAUUUUGCUGUCCUGUGGGACUGUGGGGGUUAUGCUCAGUAUUCAGUCCUUUUUUAUGGAUACUACAAUGACCAACGAGCUAUUGGCUGGUUGAAGUUUCGUAUGCCUCUCUCAUACUUCCUGGUCGGUGUUGGAACAGUGGCUUACAGCUACAUGGUGGUCAUUAGAACGAUGGCCCGUAACGCAAACGAGUCUGGGGUGGGAGAUGAUAACAGCUUCAACUUUAGCUGGAAAAUGUUCACCAGCUGGGAUUAUCUGAUUGGAAACCCUGAGACUGCAGACAACAAGUUUGCCUCCAUCACCACCAGCUUCAAGGAGGCCAUUUUAGAAGAACAAGAAAACAGAAAGGACGACAACAUCCACUUGACCCGGUUCCUAAGGGUUCUGGCCAACUUCCUGGUCCUGUGCUGCCUAGCAGGAAGUGGCUAUCUUAUCUACUUUGUAGUCCGGCGUUCACAAAAGUUUGCUCUAGAUGGACUGGAGAAUCACACCUGGUGGGAAAGAAAUGAGGUGAACAUGGUGAUGUCAUUACUGGGGAUGUUCUGUCCAAUGCUAUUUGAUGUCAUCAGUACUCUGGAGAAUUACCACCCCCGUGUGGCGCUCCAAUGGCAGCUGGGUCGGAUCUUUGCUCUUUUCUUAGGAAACCUCUACACCUUCAUCAUUGCCCUGAUGGACGAGAUCAAUGUCAAAAGAGAGGAAGAAAAGAUCAUCAAGUUCAACAUCACCAUGUGGGAAUCCAACCUUUACAAUGGCACAGGUUCAGAAAAUGGUACCACUGUUUCACCCAUCAUCAUUCAACCUGCUGAUGUUCCUCGGGGGCCCUGCUGGGAGACCAUGGUGGGACAGGAGUUUGUGCGUCUCAUCAUCUCUGACACCAUGACGACCUACAUCACACUGCUGAUUGGGGACUUCAUCAGAGCGGUACUGGUCCGAUUUCUCAACUACUGCUGGUGCUGGGACCUGGAGGCUGGAUUUCCCUCCUAUUCUGAGUUUGACGUCAGUGGAAAUGUACUGGGCCUGAUCUUCAACCAAGGAAUGAUUUGGAUGGGAGCCUUCUACGCCCCCUGUCUGCCUGCCCUGAAUGUGCUGCGCCUCCACGUGUCCAUGUACCUGCAGUGCUGGGCAGUAAUGUGCUGCAACGUUCCUCAAGAACGAGUCUUCAAGGCCUCCCGCUCCAACAACUUCUACAUGGCCAUGUUGCUGGUCAUCCUCUUUCUGUCCACGCUGCCGGCCAUCUACACUAUUGUCACUAUCCCGCCCUCCUUUGACUGCGGACCCUUUAGUGGGAAAAAGCGAAUGUUUGAUGUGAUCCAGGAGACGCUAGAGUCCGACUUUCCCUCUUGGUUCAGUAAAGUUUUCAUCUAUGCUUCCAACCCGGGGCUAGUGCUGCCCUUUAUCCUGCUCAUGGUACUAGCCAUCUAUUACCUACAGUCGACAUCAAAAAGCUACAAAGAAGCAAAUGUGGAACUGAAGAAAAAACUACAAACACAAAAUGAAGAAAAUAAGAAGAAGAACAAACAAGCAGCUCUCAAGGCUCAGCUGGACCUCGAAGAAGCGCAGAAAGUGGCGUCACAAGCUCCCAAACCACGAUACAAAAGUGAAAAAUUCUGUUAUAAUUCUCUCAGUGUGACAGAAAAAUGCCAGCAAACCAAAACGUGACAGAGCAAGGUCUGGUACAUUUCAGUUUACAGGAUACAUGGCCAAGAAAGAUUGUAUUAUAACUUGUAUUAUACCCUUGUAUUGUCUUCAUUCCAAACCUCAGUGAUGUUUCCUCUUGUGUCUAAUUAUUUUUUGUGCUUAUUUUCAGAUGUUGAAGAGAACUAUGAGGACUACAUAAGGCCUUAUCAUGGUAAGGAUGGAUGCAACCAUCCUCCUGCUGGAGAUCAAGAGCACCAGCGUCUGGCCAGCAGGUCUUAUCACCACGGCCACCAGGGAGCAGCAGGAUACCUCCCUGGUUUCCCUCAGCAGAAGGAAACUAGACUGUAUGGCAUGGCCAGUUUGAAAAGACACUGAGAAACAGCAGAAGAAACGACAGUAACAACAACAGCAACAGUAGAGGCUGGAGCAGCAGUGACAACAAGAACACAAGCUGUUACGUACAUUUUACUUAGUAUAGUCUCACUGGAAACUGGAAACACGUGUUGUACCAGCCUGAUAUUCUAGUACCAUAUCUUUCGGACUAUAAGUCAUACUUUUUCCAUCCCUUGGCUGGAUUUGCAACUCAUACCUGAGUAUGUGUGUAUGUGAACCAGUAUGUGCUACUCCUGUACCACUGAAAAUGUACAUGUUCGUUAUUUUCACACCCAUAGCCACUAGAGAGCAGUGGUGUGACUUGUACUCCCGAGACUUAUAUAUGUUGUUUUUUUUCUUUCUUUCAGUUUGCUAUUUCUGGGUGGUGCAAUUUAUACUCGGGAGCAACCUAUAGUCCGGAAAAUACAGUACAGUGUGAGACUUAUGUUGGACCCUCUUCGUUAUUUACCGAGGUGUUCUUUAGCUGUUAAAAUUAUGUUGUACUGAUGCCUCUACUUCUGCCUUUUUUCUUUUAAAGCAACAUACAGUCGUCUACCUUUUAGAUAUUGGCCUCACUGUGGUCAAUCUGACACCGUAGAAAUGUAAAUCAGCCCUAUUGAUCUACUGUGACCUGAUCAAAACCACUUUUACUGAUUUUCUCCAUUCAUUUUGAGCAUGUAAAGCAUUAAGUUUUCAUUGUCAUUGACACAAGAUCAGGAGUAGGAGGAAGUGCUCGGCCCAAGUACUGUCAAUCACAUGAUUUAACAAAGUCUGAGAAGAAAGUCAAUCCGCCCUCUUCUCUCCCCUGUCCUCCUCCGUCUGGUUUGUCCGGGUAACACUAACCACCUGAUGU